Suillus fuscotomentosus is the source of this 2556-nucleotide messenger RNA. RefSeq lists its product as uncharacterized. The transcript is spliced from 10 exons. The record is from RefSeq and is a predicted model, not a curated record. Lineage: Eukaryota; Fungi; Basidiomycota; Agaricomycetes; Boletales; Suillaceae. Bases 1 to 2556 code for a protein of 851 amino acids.
AUGUCUACUAGUAAAUGUGCAGCACCAAGCAGCGAUGAUGCACUUGAACCCGCCUCGAAGCGCAUGCGCGACAGAAAUUAUGAAGGCAAUUCUCAUCCAGUGCCAUCACCAUUGGCAGAUCAAGGCGCAUGGCACAUUCUAGCCCAAUUCCUAGAAACCGAGAUGAGUUACAGUGAGAUGGAAGAGAAGCUCUCAUUGUAUCUCGGCGAUCGAUACUCUGUGGAUGAUUGGAACGAUGCCAAAAUCACACUCUUCUCCGGUGAAGACGAUAUUGGAGCCUGUUUGAGAAACCUUGAGAUCUUAAGAAAGAGGUACAUACCCCGUCAACCCCGCCCUUUUCAGUGGAAGAAUAUAUAUCUCGACAUUGAAGCAGAUGAUGGAGACAACGAUGAUGGCAAUGGCGGCAAUGACGAGCAGGAUCAGGAAGGCUCUUCUGUAGCCGCCUGGUCCCCCGCUACGCUCGAGAGUAGAAUGUAUUUGCUGCAUGUCCAUAGAACUGCUGCUGUUUAUAUUGCUGAACAUCUUCAGGGUAAAGGAUUCCCCGUAACUGUAUCGCCUUGGCUGCCUGGGCAGCUUUAUGUGGUCUCAGAUAGCCCUAAAACCAUCGCAUCGUCCCUUCCGCCCUCACAUAAACUUUCAGUAAAGGACUAUCAUUGCAUCUCGGAUGAAGAACGCAUUGCAGUAGAACAUUCAACAAACAAAUUUCCCAACCCUUCGUGGGUAAGGGUCAAAUCUGGCACAUACAAGGGUGCCGUGGGCUAUGUCUUUGACCCCGAUCAAUCUGAAGCUUUACUCGACCGCUCUCACCUUCCAAAAGACGAGGAAGUUAUCGACAUCAUUCGCGAUGGCGAAAUUAUAGGAUGUUCAUACAAAAAACAGCGAUACUAUAGGGGACUACUCUUAAGGAAAUUCCACCGCUACCAACUAGAACUUGUCGCUUGCCCACAUGCUGAUGACAUUAGACUGCAUGUGCAGUCUGGGUUUGACACACCCUUCAUCAAGAAAUCCAUCGCGGCAUUCUCAAAGCAGUUUUUGCGUGUAGGAGAUGCGGCCAGGAUCAUCACAGGAGCAGUACAAUCAGAAAUUGGCAUGGUCGUGUCAACAGACCAUGGGUUUGGUGGAUCUGCACGCAUUGAAUUAAACUUAGACGGGCAUCGGAAAGAACUGGAGGCCCGACUUGAGCAUGUGGAGCGUGUUUUUUGGGUUGGCGACGUGGUUCGAGUCGUAGCAGGUUCACACCUGGGCUUAGAAGGUCAUAUUGUUGAAAUGGACAAGGAGAUCUUUCGUGUUUGCCAAGGGAUCUCUAUGGAAGAGAUACAAGUGUCAAGAUAUUACAUAGAUCGUCGUCAUCAGAUUUGCACGACACAUUCGUAUCUACCAUUGCGCCAACACUUCGAACCUCCCUUCGAGUCUCAAUCUAUUGAAAUUGGGGACCACAUAGAAGUUCUUCUAGGCGAGCACAUCAGGAAGCAGGGCGUCGUGACCUGGUCUCCUAUUGGAGGAACCCAACUGUGGUUCCGGGAGAAGUCUUCAAGUCCUCAGAUGUCGACUUCAUAUUAUACAGAAUACUAUUCAGGACCUCCAAAUAUCCGAGUUCCUGUGGCAUUUGUUCAGCGGACGCUCCUACUCCAAACAAUCAAAUUUACCAAGGAAAAAGGCUAUGAUCUCAAGCCUGGAGACGUCGUGAAGGUCGCGCAUGGGCCGGAGUAUCAGGCAAAAGGGAUCGUCCAGAGCAUUGACUUCCCAAAGGCUCACCUGAUACUACUAUCUGAGAGUGAUCACUCGCUUAUUGACAUUCCAAUUGAAUUUACGACGAAAAUACUCAAUGUGGCAUCCUUGGAUUCUAUCAACAAGGUCAUCAGCCAAGAAGUUUUUGUGGUUGGAGGUGACCAGAAGGGUUUCCGAGGCACUUUAUAUGACAUUGGAGGGGAGAAUUGCACUGUUGCUAUCAAUGGCCAGGUGCACAGUAAACUUAAAUGCAAGGACAUUGUAACCAGGUACGGGAUGAGAUUAAAUAGCAUAAUGCUAGGAGAAUCGGACUUGAUAGCAUUUUGUGACAUGCGAAAAAGAUCUUACUUGGUGUCACAACCACGAAGAUGCACAACACCUCCUCCUGACCCAGUUCCCUCCAGCUUGUCUAAUUCUGUUGGCACAACUCCUACCCCAUCCUCAUCCAGUUGGACUACCUGGAAUCUCGGCCAGGAUAUCGACAGUGCGAAUUUAGACGAUCCGUCAUCGAAUGUCGAUCUUAGCUUAUCGACAUCCGACCCAUGGACUGUCGAUGCACAGGACAUCCAGGAUAACAUAGAUGCCAGUAUGGAAAAGAUCAAAGAGAGCAUCUCACUGAGUUUCAAACAUGCCAAGUUCUACAAACGAUUCGUAUCAACAGCCUGUCCUGAUCCGUUCUGCGGUGUGAAUGGGCCUGCACCCGAAGAUUGCAUCGCAGUAUUUUGUACAUCCAGUCGUGCAGGUGCUGUGCUUGAACAUUACCAUAUUCCAGCCAGGGAUCUGAGUCCAGCUCCUCCACGAAAAAAAACCAAGAAUGUCUCAUUCUAG